AUGGAAGACUCAAAUACGAUGGACGACUCAAAUAUCAUGGAAGACUCAAAUACCAUGGAAGACUCAAGGAGAACAAGCACCUAUUCGUUUGGAGAUGACGGCCUCACUGCCACCGCAAGUCCUUCAGGUCGUCUCCUACGAAUCAGCCGACAUUUUCCAGGCGAGAAAUUCGGAUACUGCGUGGACCAUUGCGAUAUUGAUGAGCCGUACAUGACUAUCAACCGGAUCACCGAAUUUGUUUCCUCCGCAAAUGAUCCGGACCACAAUAUUGGAUUCUACCCUGACCAGGAGAGCUGGCUCUCCGCCGCAGAGAACGCUUGGGUGGACUUCACUAAUGAUCGCUGGCCGGUCUUUCACAUCAAGGGAGAGGGUGGACGCUGUAAAAUACAGUACUCUAUCUCGCGUGGUGCUGUCUAUCAAACGUUUGACUUCAGCAAUGGCCGGCCACCAAUGACUUUGAUGUCCGAUUUACUACUUCGUCAACUGGACUUUAUUGACGACAGUAAUCAAUUCAAUGAGGCUGAUGAAGACGAUAGCGGGUACCAAACUCACCUCUUAGAUGAAGGGAGAUGUAUCAAACGAUCGCACAAAUUGGGUCAAGACAACAACAAACAUGCGGCUCUUUUUGUCCAUGCUUUCAGUGGCAACACAGCUCUCACCUUUGAAAAGUUUACCAAGCAUCAAGAUGCGGCAAGCGAAGAAGACUCAGCCAUGGCUGAACAGGGAAUGAGAGAAGAGGGUGACGCAGCGGAAGGGAUUGAUGAGGAAGGUGAUGGAGACGGUGAUGCACGUAGUGAUGAUUCGGAAGAAUACGAUGCGAAAACCUACUACAGAAUAAUGGAUGACAACUCUGUGUCCCGACCUACCAGGGUAACUUUGAUUUACAUCCUGAGCUUGGAAGCAGGAGAGCUCGAGUCCCCUCCCGAACCUCUAAAGUUUACUGCUGCGCCCAAAUUCCCCAAGAUGAAUACAAGAAAACGGAUGUUUACUCCAACGAAUCCUGAUCUCAACCUCGCCUUGAGGCGCAACUUGGAGUACAUCUUAUCCGUCUGCAGCAUCCCUAUCUACCUCGAUGCAGAAGAUGAUGAAGAAUUCGCUGUUGCAUUGACGUGUGGCGAUAUUGACGACCACCGUAUCAUUACGGCGGCAAGUUUCCACUGCUUCCAAUUUCUCCUCAUGUCGCUCAAGCAUUUCGUCUCAUCUCUUGGACACGGUGAACAUGACUAUCCCGAAGCAUUAAAUUGUAAUCCGUGUUCACUCAUCAAACGCAUUCGGAAGGUUCUUAAAGGCCACUUGAGAUGGGUCUUUGGGGAGCAAUACCGGAAUUUUGCCAACAACCCAUCUUGCCCCCAUUCUUGGGUCAAUGGCGAAGAGAUCGAAGGGUGGAAAGACAACAUAUAUCUCUCAUCCGAAUCCCUUGUUGAUGCCCCGUUUCAGUUUAUUAAAGCUGGAGACUACAAGGAAUACGACAGGGAAUGGGAAGUCCCCAGGACAGCCAAGUAUGCUGUCAGGACUUGGGUUAAGAAGCUUGAUGAGAAGAACAAGCUUGGCUGCUAUGCAUUCCCUCGUGACAUGGAGGAACAAACUCACAACUUCUUUUUUACUGACCACGUUCUUAUUUGGCGAGCUGCCAAGUGUGUUGAACUACUGGGCCUCAAGUCGGAGCUCUUUGUUACUAUUCCACAUGAGAAGGAAAAAGAGAGGGCCAGAGAAACUCGUAUCGGUUAUCAGGGCUGUAGGCUGUAA
Molecule: messenger RNA, 1746 nt
Organism: Fusarium coffeatum
Lineage: Eukaryota; Fungi; Ascomycota; Sordariomycetes; Hypocreales; Nectriaceae
Exons: 2
Coding region: 1-1746 (581 amino acids)
Source: RefSeq, a predicted model, not a curated record